Molecule: messenger RNA, 894 nt
Organism: Capronia coronata CBS 617.96
Lineage: Eukaryota; Fungi; Ascomycota; Eurotiomycetes; Chaetothyriales; Herpotrichiellaceae
Product: microsomal epoxide hydrolase
Exons: 3
Coding region: 1-894 (297 amino acids)
Molecular function (GO): catalytic activity
Source: RefSeq, a predicted model, not a curated record
AUGCCAAACACAAAGACAGUCCAUGUCCCCCACCUAGGCGGCAUCGAUGCAGCCUACCAGAUGCCUCACCCCUACGACGCCUCGAAACCGACUCUGGUGCUGGUCAACAGCUUCACGACGUCGUCAGAGCUGUACCGAGAACAAUACGCAAACAAGGCAUUGACCGACAAAAUGAACCUGUUGGCCAUCGAGCUGCUCGGGCACGGUCAGACGCGCACGAAAGCCGAGAAUUUCACGUACUGGGAUACGGCGAUUAUGAAUCUGCAGGUCCUGGACGCGUUGGAGAUUCCUCAAGCAUUUGUGCUGGGCACAAGCCAGGGUGGAUGGAUUACUGUGCGCAUGGCACUGUUGGCUCCGGCGAAGAUCCAAGGAAUCAUCCCCCUCGGCACGUCUCUCGACUACGAAUCCGAGCGAACACGCACUCUCGGCUGCUGGGACGGCGUCGCAGCCUGCACGGGCCCCAUCAACAAAUGGAUCUCCAAGACGCCCACCCCUGACUUCCAACCUGAUAUCGACUACUGCGACUUCCUGAUCGACAUUGGUUUCGGCAAGGACUGUGCCUCCGAGACCCGCGAGUUCUGGCGCAAGACCAUCCAAGCGAACUACCAGGGCGACGAUGGCCGACGGAGGGCGCGGAUGGCGGCCAUCAAUCUCCGCGAACGCGAUGGUUUGCAUGGUCGAUUGUUUGAUGUCCACUGUCCUGUUAUGUGGUUACAUGGAACCGACGACGUCGUCUACUCUGUCGCCAAUGCACAAGAAGAAAUCAAAUUAUUCGUCAACAGCCCCUCGGCCGAACUGGUCGUGGUGGAUGGUGGAGCGCAUUUCCUGUCGGCGUCGCAUCCUAAGGAGGUGGAUGAUGCCUUGAUUGCAUUUGUCGGGAAACAUGCUUCCUGA